AUGGGUGUGGCCAUACAGGGCGUGUUCCCCGGGCGUGUCCUGACCCCGCCCCUCCCCCAGGUGCCCCGAGAAGCCCCCCGGGAGCCCCCCGGGCGCGCGGCCGAGCGGGCGGCGCUGGAGAUGCAGCGGCAAAACCGCGGCUACCGAUUGGUGGAGAGCGACGAGGAGGAGGAGGGGCCGAGCCCCGCCCGGGACCACGCCCGGGACCACGCCCAGGACGAGCCCCGCCCCCGCCGGCGGCACCUGAGGAGGCGGCGCCGCUCCGAGUCCCCGCCCGAGGCGGCCGCGGCGCCGCCAUCGCCCCCGCCGCCCCCCGAGCCCCCCGAGGAGCCCGAGGAGGAGUGGGAGGCGUCGGAGCGGGAGCGGCUGCGGGAUCUGCGGGAACGCGACGCCUUCGCCGAGCGCCUAUCCCCGAGCUCCCGAAACGCUCCCGCCGGGAAUCCCCGAGCUGCGGAAGUGCUCCCGCCGGGAAUCCCCGAGCUCCGCAAGCGCUCCCAUCGGGACUACCCGUUUGAUGCUGUUACUUCUAUCCCCGAACUCCGCAAACGCUCCCGCCGGGAGUACCUGGCGAAGCGCGAGCGGGAGAAGCUGGAGGAGCUGGAGCUGGAGAUCCAGGACGAGGAGCUGCUGUUCGGGGAGGAGGCGCUGAGCG
Messenger RNA from Malurus melanocephalus (red-backed fairy wren), 652 nucleotides. RefSeq names its product pre-mRNA-splicing factor ATP-dependent RNA helicase DHX16-like. The annotation marks the transcript as partial. The transcript is spliced from 6 exons. The record is from RefSeq and is a predicted model, not a curated record. NCBI's taxonomy places the organism in Eukaryota, Metazoa, Chordata, Aves, Passeriformes, Maluridae.